Molecule: messenger RNA, 2238 nt
Organism: Drosophila innubila
Lineage: Eukaryota; Metazoa; Arthropoda; Insecta; Diptera; Drosophilidae
Gene: Qsox1
Product: sulfhydryl oxidase 1
Exons: 2
Coding region: 88-2013 (641 amino acids)
Biological process (GO): protein folding
Cellular component (GO): Golgi membrane
Molecular function (GO): flavin-dependent sulfhydryl oxidase activity; protein disulfide isomerase activity
Source: RefSeq, a predicted model, not a curated record
GUAGAAAUAUCAUAUCAGUCGUUCUCACUGCAUUGCACUCUUAACACCUACACCUCAACGGCAACAGAACAACACACGGGCAAAACAAUGAUUCGUCAAGGUGCGCAGCUGGCACUUUUAACAGUCGUGGUCACAAUUCUCGUUAUUCUACAAUUGGUCUCUGCUGGUGUGCCACUGAAGAGAUUCGAGGCGGUGGUAAAUCAAAUGUCCGAGCCAGUGGACGAGAGCCUCGGACUCUACGACGACAAAGAUAAAGUGUUUAGGUUGACAGUGGGCAAUUUCAAUGAUACUGUGCUGGAACAAAAUCGCGCUGUGCUCGUCGAAUUCUAUAAUACAUAUUGUGGACAUUGCAGACGCUUUGCACCCACCUAUAAGGAGUUGGCACAACAGCUGCAUCCUUGGCGGGAUGUGGUGAUUGUGAGUGCCAUCGAUUGUGCCGCCGAGGAGAACAAUGGCAUCUGUCGCAGCUACGAGGUGAUGGGCUAUCCAACACUGCGCUACAUGAGUCCCGGAUUUCAGCCAGGCGACAAGCAGUAUGGCCAAAAAGUGGAUUCCCAGAAACCCGAAGAGAUACGCAAUCUGUUGGCGGGUUUAAUUGCUGCUGAGAAUCAGACGGUGAACAACACCUUGUGGCCAAAUUUGUCACCAGUCACAGAAAUGGAAUUCCUCUUUGAGGGCCUGAACAGUCAGCGGGAGUAUAUAGCAUUGAUCCAUGAGCCGGAGAACUCCACGCUGGGCAUUCAAACGGCGCUGUUCCUGCUGCAGUGGCCCACAGUGCAGGUGCGUCGUUUCAGCGAUGCCGCCGUUGCAGCCAAAUACAAGAUCGAUACCUCAAAGCAUCAGCUGGCACUCGUGGAUAGAAAGGGCAAUGUGAAGCUACACACGCCCAAAGAACAGACCAGCGAGACUUGGGCCAAGACCAUUGAGGCUGCUCUGAGUGCACUGAACUUUACCCCUCGACCUGAACAUCAUCCAGAUCAGCUGCAGCACGAGAGCAGCACGGACAGAAGUGGAGCACUCAAUGAAGUCAUUAAGGAAGUGCGUCGGAAUAAGCACUUCAUUUAUCAGGCGGAUUUGGAGAUGGCCAUACGCACUAUAUUACACAACGAGGUGCCCAAGGUGAAUGAGAUUAGUGGAGAGCGUCUGCUGGCAUUGCAACGCUUCCUCGCCGUCCUGCAGCGUUAUAAUCCACUGGGCACUAAUGGACGACAGCUGGUCUCCAAGCUAAAGGAUUAUGUGGUGCAGUUCAAUCAACAGCUGGCGGGCAAAGAAUUCGAACAGGAGCUGCAGCGUUUGGAGACACAAUUGGGUGGCAUCUACUCGGCCAAUCACUUUGUGGGCUGCACUGGCUCCAGUCCGCAUCUGCGCGGAUUCAGCUGCUCGCUGUGGACGCUCUUCCACUUCAUGAGCGUACAGGCAGCGGGCAGCGAGGAUGCACGGGAUCCACUGGAGGUCCUGCAGGCGAUGCAUGGUUAUAUCAAACAUUUCUUUGGCUGUACCGAUUGCAGUGAACACUUUCAGGCAAUGGCGUCACGCCGUAAAAUCUGGAACGUGCCGUCAAAGGACGAAGCCGUACUGUGGCUCUGGGCAGCACAUAAUGAGGUUAAUCAGCGCCUGGCCGGUGAUUCAACCGAGGAUCCGCAAUUCCCCAAAGUACAAUUCCCCAGUGCAAGCAGCUGUGCUCAGUGUCGUAAGCCGACUGCAUCUGCAUCGAAGGAUAAUGCGGAUAUCAACUGGAACAAGGAUGCCGUACUGAGCUUCCUCAAGAACAUACACAACCCGGAGUUUGUCAAUCGCUAUGGUGUGCAGCGGGAGGAGCUGCUGCACGAAACGUUGAAUACGAUGAGACAGAAGCGUCAGAUCUCCAAUGUCUUCUCCGACAUGGACAUGCGAAUGGGCAUGUUCCUGUAUGCCUUCUGCAUUGUCAUGAUGGUGGUGGCAUUUAAGCUGUUCGCCUUCAAAGGUGGCUAUCGCAAAAAACCCUAUGGACACGAUAUACUUGGCAAGGUGUAAUUCUAAGUUUCAACUCACUCCUAAAAAGACGCGAACACCAAAAGUGAUCGGGAAAUCUUAAUAUUUAUAUAUCGACAACAUCUAAAUGUCUUGUAUGUAGCUCACAAUUAUAUUUAAGUUCAAAGUGUAUAUAUCAAUAAUCUUCCAGUUUGUAAUCUAUUAUCAUAAUUAUCGUAUUCGCUUUUAUAAAAUUACGUAUUGACAUGUACCUUCGUUUUCGAUAAA